UCAAGUCCUGCGCUUGCAGCCCUGGUUCCUGCUGAUGGUGGCGGCGGCCGAGGUGGCGGCGGAAGCGGCGGCAUGGAUCUCAGCGAGCUGGAAAGAGACAAUACGGACCGCUGUCGCCUGAGCUCGCCUGUGCCCGCGGUGUGCCGCAAGGAGCCCUGCGUCCUGGGCGUGGAUGAGGCGGGCCGUGGCCCUGUGCUGGGCCCCAUGGUCUACGCCAUCUGUUAUUGCCCCCUGUCCCGGCUGGCAGAUCUGGAGGCCCUGAAAGUAGCAGACUCAAAGACUCUGUCGGAGAGCGAGCGGGACCGGCUCUUUGUGAAAAUGGAAGAGGACAAGGACUUUGUGGGCUGGGCGCUGGACGUGCUGUCUCCAAACCUCAUCUCUACCAGCAUGCUUGGGCGGGUCAAAUACAACCUGAACUCCCUGUCCCAUGAUACGGCUGCUGGGCUGGUGCAGUACGCCUUGGAUCAGGGCGUGAAAGUCACCCAGGUAUUUGUGGACACUGUGGGGCUACCAGAGAAGUACCAGGAGCGGCUGCAGCAGUGCUUUCCUGGGAUUGAGGUGACGGUGAAGGCCAAGGCGGAUGCCUUGUACCCCGUAGUCAGCGCUGCCAGCAUCUGUGCCAAGGUGGCCCGAGAUCAGGCAGUGAAGAACUGGCAGUUUGUGGAGAAACUGCAGGACGUGGAUGCUGAUUAUGGUUCGGGCUACCCUAAUGAUCCCAAGACAAAAGCGUGGUUGAGGAAGCACGUGGAGCCCGUGUUCGGCUUUCCCCAGUUUGUCCGGUUCAGCUGGCGCACAGCCCAGAGCAUCCUGGAGAAGGAGGCAGAGGGUGUUACGUGGGAGGACUCCUCGGCAGAGGAUCAGGAGGGACUUGGGAAGAUCACUUCCUACUUCCUCAGUGAAGGCCCUCGUCCCCGUCUUCCCCACCGAUACUUCCAGGAGCGCGGCCUGGAGUCAGCCACCACCCUCUAAGAGCCAGGUGGUCCCCCCUUUACC
This is a messenger RNA of Trichechus manatus latirostris (Florida manatee), 993 nucleotides long. It is a transcript of the gene RNASEH2A, whose product is annotated as ribonuclease H2 subunit A. Gene Ontology annotation, cellular component: ribonuclease H2 complex. The record is from RefSeq and is a predicted model, not a curated record. Lineage: Eukaryota; Metazoa; Chordata; Mammalia; Sirenia; Trichechidae. The transcript is spliced from 8 exons. The coding region runs from base 73 to 969 and encodes 298 amino acids. Gene Ontology annotation, molecular function: RNA-DNA hybrid ribonuclease activity; RNA binding. Gene Ontology annotation, biological process: DNA replication, removal of RNA primer; mismatch repair.